Molecule: messenger RNA, 2931 nt
Organism: Adineta ricciae
Lineage: Eukaryota; Metazoa; Rotifera; Eurotatoria; Adinetida; Adinetidae
Source: the annotation of a GenBank genome assembly
AUGGGAUUAUUUUGUUCAAAAUAUCGUCAACAAGUUGUUCCAUUAGAUGCCAAACAUUCGCUGGCAGAGGCGAAUGGUUCUAUCGAUAAAAUCGCAUCUGUGAUCUGGCUCGAUCAUAACGCAACAAAUUCCGAUCCGAUCAAUCAAAAUUCUCUCUUUCACCUUCAACAAACAUUCGCGUCUGUCCAUCCGUUUGCGAAUGUCAAAGAUUGUUUGAAAUAUCUCUCCACUCAUAAGAAAGCCGUGCCUACUAUGAUCGUUUCCGAUGAAUUUUUUGAACAGAUCUGGCUAUCUGUUAAGUCCACGAAUCAAAUUCAUUCGAUUUACAUUAUCUCAUCGAAGAAUGAAUUCAAUUCCAUUAUAUCCGAGAAGAUUCAAGGUGUUUUUCCUCAAAUUGAAUCCCUCGUUCGCUUUCUUCAACGUUCGAUCACACAAAUCAAGUCCGAUUCACUUAUUAUGAGCACCAUUCCUUCGAUGAAAUAUUCGAAAAAGGAUUUGAAACGAAUCAAUAAAUUAUUUAUCUACUGGAUGCUGACAAAACAGAUCAUCCUAGAGACAAAGUACGAGAACGAUGUCGCAUUGAAAGAUUUCACCAAAUUUUGUCGCUCGCAGUAUUUUGGAAAUGCAAAUCAAUUGAAGCAUAUCAAUGAAUUCGAACGAAACUACCAUACACGCUCACCGAUUUGGUGGUAUACAAAACGAACAUUUGUAUUCGAUUUACUUAAUCAAGGAUUUCAAACACAAGAUGUAGAAAUUAUCAUUCGAAUGGGAUUUUUUAUCAAAGAUCUUCACCAACAAUUGGAUAAAUUACAUAACGAGGCAUUGAAAACGCAGAAAUAUCCGAUCGUGGUCUAUCGAAACCAUCAGAUAUCCAGCGAAGAUUUAGAAAAGAUGAAAACAGUUCACGGUAACCUUCUCUCGUUUAAUAACUUCAUUCUAGCUGAUACGGAUUACCAAUCAUCAUUGAAUUUGGCACAUCAAACAUCGGAAACCACUCUGAUCUUCCGAAUUAAAAUCGAAUCGAAACAAACAUCCAGUCCUUACGCUUUACUUCAUAAUAUCUCCUUUUCACCUGAUCAAAGUACAUCUAUUCUCUUUGCUAUGCAUAGUAUUUUUCGAAUUGGUGAGAUGAAACAACUUCAAGGUCAACUUUGGCAAUUAGAUCUAACGCUAACCGAAAGUAAUGACGAACAAAUUGUUAACCUGAAUGAAUUAUCGAAAAGUGAAACACAAGAUUCAACAUCGUGGUUUAAGCUUGCACAGUUGAUGAAACAGAUACAUGAUUACAACCGAGCAAAGGAGAUCUACUACGUUCUAUUGAACUCAUUCACCGAUACAGAUGCGUUGAAAAUGGCGUUUAUUUAUAACGAAUUAGGGUUAGUUCAUGAUGAACUUGGUGAUUAUAAAUCAGCACUUUCGUUCUAUAAACAAGCUAUCGAUAUUCGUCAAGAACAUCUUCCGCCGAAUCAUCGAUCGUUGAGUAUUUCUUAUAACAAUAUGGGUGAAGUUCAACGACAAAUGGGCGACUAUUUUAAUGCACUGUCAACACAUAAGAAAACAUUAGGUAUUAAACAGAAGGCACUGCGAGCGAACGAUCGAUCCUUUGCGACAACUUACAACAACAUCGCACUAACAAACGAAUUGUUGGGAGAUUUUCCAACUGCAUUAGACUUCUAUCAGAAGGCAUUGGAUAUCAAACGUAGAACUCUUCCUAAUGAUCAUGAAGAACUAGCAACGACGUAUAACAAUAUGGGUGAACUUCAACGAGCGAUGGGAAACUUUGCAGCUGCAUUAACAAGUAUGGAAAAAGCACUUCAAAUUCGAUUAAGAAACGUUCCUGCCACUGAUCCAUCCUUGGCAGUCAUCUAUAACAACAUUGGUCUCAUACAUCAAGAAUUGGGUGAUUAUCCCAAAGCGGUAUCCUAUUUAGAAAAAUCACUGGAAGUCAAAUUGAAAAGUUUACCGACUAAUCAUCCAUCAUUGGCAUUCUCAUAUAAUAAUAUCGGAACAAUGCACCAACAAAUGGGACAUUUUGCGCAAGCUUUAUCAUCGUAUCAGAUAGCACUUGCUAUUCAAGAAAAAACGCUUCCUCCUGAACAUCCAGAAAUUGCAGUCACGUAUACGAAUAUCGGCGUUUCACAUCAAGCCAUGGCAAAUUAUUCCGAAGCACGUUCUUAUUACGACAAGGCGGUUCAAAUCCGACAAAAAGCUUUUCCGCCAAAUCAUCCGUUGUUGGGCGUGUCUUAUAAUAAUCUCGGUCAUCUUUAUCAGUUAACUGGUGAAUAUCACUCUGCACUCGAAUAUUAUCAAAGAACGUUGAAAUUACAAAAGAAAUCUCUCUCUGCUGAUCAUCCGUCCUUAGCUGCAACGUACAACAAUCUUGCUGAUAUUCAUCGAAAACUAGAAGAUUACAGCGCAGCAUUGGCAUUGUAUAAAAAAUCGCUUUACAUAAAAAAUAAAUCACUACCCGUUAAUCAUCCUGCGUUGAUCAUUACAUACAACAACAUGGGCUCAAUGCAUCAAGCAUUGGAGAAUUACCCUGCAGCGUUGGAAUGCUACAAAAAAACGCUCGAAAUCCAGCAGAAAACAGUCCCAUCCGAUCAUCCAGACUUAGCCGCUGUUCACAAUAAUAUCGGUGUCGCUCAUCAAUCAAUGAAAGAAUACUCAACUGCACUUGAUUGUUACAAAAAAGCCUUGUCUAUACAAGCUAGUAGUUUACCUCCGAAUCACCCAGAUGUUGCCAUGACUCAUAACAGCAUGGCUUCUGUAUAUGCAUGCUUGGAUGAUUUUCAAAAUGCGCUCAAGCAUGAAGAACGAGCUAUUGAAAUUGCUAGUCAAACCUUACCAGAGGAUCACCCUCACCUUAUUAUAUUUCGAAACUAUCACGAACGAAUUAGUACUAAAGUUAAAUCGAUGAAGAAUGAACAAUGA